This is a messenger RNA of Poecilia reticulata (guppy), 1704 nucleotides long. RefSeq lists its product as uncharacterized. The record is from RefSeq and is a predicted model, not a curated record. Lineage: Eukaryota; Metazoa; Chordata; Actinopteri; Cyprinodontiformes; Poeciliidae.
CGAGACAGAGGAACAAUGAUCUAAUGUAGAGAUUAAAAUGUAUUUACAGCUGGUACUGAUGCUCACAGCUACAGCAGCUGCAGGGAAACAACCAUCUCAGUUCUUGGUCAGAGUUGGUGAUGAAGUGACUUUGCCUUGUAAAGACGUGACUGAUGGUCAGAAUAAAUGUGACAGAACUACUUGGAUCUUCCGUUCAGUGUCAACAGUGACGCUGUUUGAAGCUGGAAAUAUUAAUUUAAAUAUAUCAGACAGACUGAAUGUCCCUGUUAACUGUUCUCUGGUCAUAAAGAAGGUCAGCAUGGAGGACUUUGGUCAAUACAUCUGCAGACAGUCGACAUCAGGACAACAAGAACCAAACUCCUCUGUUCAUCUGUCUGUAGUUCACUUGACUGAACAGAAGAUCAAUGAUUCUGUCGUCUUAAACUGCUCUGUGGUGGAUUAUAACUUUCAUAGACACACAGUGGAGUGGCUGCAUGAGGGGGAAGGAGAAACAUCAUCAGAUUCAAAACCAUCACCACCCGUCUAUCGUUCUACUGUGAUCCUGACGACUUCCUUUCAUCAAAACUCAACAUUUUUUAGCUCUAUAAAAUGUAACGUCACAAAUAUCUCAACUAGAGAAGUUCAGCUUUUCACCUUCAGCCACCAGUCAACAGAUCAGAAAACAGAUCAGAAAAUAGAUCAUAAUACAGGUUGGACUUGGUGGCAUAUUGUUGUUCCUGUGGCUUCAGCAGUUAUCUUAAUAAUCAUUCUGGUUUUCAUCAAGUGGAAGAAAACUAAAGGAAGUGAAAUCAAGAAGGAAGAAAACGUGCAGGAACCGAUCUUACAGCCUGAAGUCACAGUUUUGGAGCCAGAAACCAGUGAAGCUGUGGUUGAACCUGAGGGGGGGGUGUACUACGCCUCAGUCUGCUACGCCAAGAAGGCCAAGGGGAAAGCACAGGUUCAUUCCUCCGUGGAAAACUCUCCUCCUGAAGAUCCCGCUGCUCAAGAAGCCGUCUACGCCGUAGUCAAAAAAACAGAAACAGCUGAUGUCACUGAGUGAAAAUGUUUUUAAAAAAAUAUUGGUUUUGGUUUUCAAAAAAGUUUGCUAAUGUUUUCUAAAAAACCUAAACUAGAGCUAUUAUCACCAUUUUACUAGCCUGGCCAUUGUCUUGCAGCGCAAUUCUACUUGAUUCUCAUCUCCCUUCACUGUGCAGUCUGGGAUUUCUCCCAUAGAAGUGGAUUCCUCUGGUACAACUUUAAUCAGGCCAAUCAGUGCACAGAAGGACCGUUAGGACCGUUGAUGUCGAUUUUCUGUGCUGUUUUAUAAUUAAGUGUUAGCAGUGGCAGGAUCUUAACGAAGCCGUUCAGUCUGUGUUUUCCAUGCUUCCAAAUACUGAAGUGACAAUAACACCCAUCAAUAAUCGCCAUCUGUUUUUUCCAAAUUAUCCAGUUUGCUUUUCCACAAAAGCAAACAUUUUUGCAUAAUUUUAAACAUUUUAUCCAAUAAAAGUUUUAUUCUGAGUUAUGUGGAGGAUCAGAGAGAGUUUAACCACAGAAUUAUUAUUUAUCCUAGUAACUCUACAGAUACUAAGAGCUGUUGGUAGGGCCUACGAUGGACAAGGUGCAGGGUGACCCCACCUCUCACCUGAAAUGUCUCGCUGGAGAUGGGCAGCAGCACCACUCCUGACCCCACAGGGACAAGAGUAUAAGAAGAUGGAUGGAUGG